Messenger RNA from Bradysia coprophila, 2021 nucleotides. RefSeq names its product small ribonucleoprotein particle U1 subunit 70K (gene snRNP-U1-70K). The record is from RefSeq and is a predicted model, not a curated record. Gene Ontology annotation, cellular component: U1 snRNP; precatalytic spliceosome; U2-type prespliceosome. Gene Ontology annotation, molecular function: mRNA binding; U1 snRNA binding. NCBI's taxonomy places the organism in Eukaryota, Metazoa, Arthropoda, Insecta, Diptera, Sciaridae. Gene Ontology annotation, biological process: mRNA splicing, via spliceosome.
GUUCGAAUUGUCAUGCCACUGCUGUCAAAAAUUAAACAAAAUGGCGUGAUGUUUCCAAUCGUCUGUGAUUAAAGCUUAAAAAAAGCAUUUCAAAACCACUGAAAUUCGAUUGUAAAUUCGUUGUCGAUUGUCCCUAGAAUAAGUGAACAGGGCAAGCGUCAUACGGUAGUGUUAGAAAUAAGAUUUGUUUAAUACAAAACAAGCCUCACUGAGCCAAACAUAACUCCAUAAAAAUGACGCAGUAUCUGCCACCAAAUCUCCUGGCAUUAUUUGCUCCACGUGAUCCAAUCCCAUAUUUGCCUCCUUCCGACAAAUUACCGCACGAAAAAAAGACACGCGGCUAUUUGGGUGUCGGCAACUUUCUAAACUUCUUUGAGGAUCCAAAAGAUACACCGCCACCGACUCGUGUGGAGACACGCGAAGAGCGCUUAGAACGUCGGAGGCGCGAAAAAGCUGAACAAGUAGCGUAUAAAUUGGAACGUGAAAUUGCCAUUUGGGAUCCAACACAACUAAAGAACUCAACCGAAGAUCCAUUCAAAACACUAUUUGUAUCCAGAAUUAACUACGAUACAUCCGAAUCAAAGUUACGGCGUGAGUUUGAGGUGUACGGUACGAUAAAGAAGAUUAUUGUCAUUCAAAAUGCAGAAACUGGAAAGCCAAGAGGAUACGCGUUUAUUGAGUAUGAACAUGAACGAGAUAUGCACUCUGCGUAUAAACAUGCCGAUGGUAAGAAAAUUGAUGGUAAGAGAGUAUUGGUUGAUGUUGAAAGAGCCCGCACAGUUAAAGGAUGGCUGCCACGAAGACUCGGUGGGGGUUUAGGAGGGACGAGGCGUGGUGGCCCAGACGUUAAUAUUAAACAUUCGGGUCGAGAAGAUAAUGAGCGUGAACGUGAACGAUAUCGAUUAGAAAGGGAACGAGAGGAUCGUAGCGGCGGUGUAAAUGCAGCGUCUGGUGGUGGAACGAUGGAUCGACGAGGCGAUUUCCGAAAUGACAGAAGUGAUCGGUUCAACGAUCGUCGUCGAUCCCGUUCACCGCGUAUUGACCGCAGAGAAAGAGAGCGUUCGAAGCAUCGAAGUCGAUCAAGAGAUCGGAAGAAGCGACGAAGCCGUGAUCGUGGUGAUCGAGAUGGGGAUGAUAUGGACCGGCGCCGUGAUAGAAGCGAUCGGGAAAAGGAUAAGAAAAGGAAAAAUCGUUCACGCUCACGUGAUCGAUCAGAAAGGAAGCGAGACCGUCGGGACAGAGAAAGAGACAAGGAUCGUAAAGACAGGAAACCAGAUCUACGCGAAAGUGACAUCAAAAUUAAAGAGGAACCAGUUGAUGAUUAUCCCGACUACAGCGAAAACUUUGCUAAUUAUGGCGUUCAAGUGAAAUAUGAAGAUGGCGAAGAGAAAUUCAAACCAUCCGAAGAUGAUCGAUUACGUGAACGUGAAAACGGUCAAAAUUACGGUCACGAAGAGGGAGAGUAUGAUGAUAGGGAUUACAAUUAGGUUUUAAAUUGUCUCACAAUUUCCAUUUUUGUUUCGUUUCUUUACUUUCUAUCCACUUUUUUUUAUUUUCAACCCCCCCGAAAUGUUGGUGAGAGCGAAAACAACGAGAUAUACCGAAUUACCACGUUUUUACCUUGCUAUUUAUUCAGAAUUCGAAAUUAAGUCACCAUCAAUCCAUUUCAAUAAACUUAACAAAAGCAAAUUUAAAUAGAGAAAGAGAGCGAAACGCUUCAGAAUGUAAGUGCUUUGUGAGUGAUAACGAUUUGUGUUGAAUUUUCGAAAUGAAUUUACGUGAGGUAGCUUAAAAUACAAUUAAUAAACCUCCGUCUGCAACUUUAGCAUCGGUAUUCCUUAAUUGGAGCUAAAGGUAAAGUUAUUUACAAUUCGAAAUUAAUUAUUUUUUAAAUUACAAUAAAAACAUCGUAGCAUAAAAUAUCGAAACCAACAUUUUCGAAAUGAAUUCUUGAUUUUGGAUUUUUAACAUUAUUCUAAGUAAGAAUUUGAAUAAAUUGCAUAAUUUUCGACUCUGUCUAA